Molecule: messenger RNA, 4001 nt
Organism: Pseudoliparis swirei
Lineage: Eukaryota; Metazoa; Chordata; Actinopteri; Perciformes; Liparidae
Gene: pfkpa
Product: phosphofructokinase, platelet a
Exons: 22
Coding region: 108-2378 (756 amino acids)
Biological process (GO): canonical glycolysis; fructose 1,6-bisphosphate metabolic process; fructose 6-phosphate metabolic process
Cellular component (GO): 6-phosphofructokinase complex; cytoplasm; membrane
Molecular function (GO): fructose-6-phosphate binding; identical protein binding; 6-phosphofructokinase activity
Source: RefSeq, a predicted model, not a curated record
GUUGGCCGUCAUCACUUUAGCAACACGUUCAGACUGUUGCGGUCCCCUUGUGUUAUUGUUUCCUCGACUGGACUGGGAUAUACUCCCCCGGAUACCGCCGUGAGAAAAUGGCGAAGCCAGAAAGCAAGAAGAUAUUCUUCGAGAACCUGUCGGGAGCGGGCAAAGCCAUCGCGGUGCUGACGAGCGGAGGGGAUGCUCAAGGUAUGAACGCUGCUGUACGUGCCGUGGUCCGAAUGGGGUUAUACGUGGGAGCAAAAGUGUAUUUCAUUCAUGAGGGAUAUCAGGGUAUGGUGGACGGUGGGGAGAACAUCGUGGAAGCCUCAUGGGAAAGUGUCUCCAGCAUGCUACAAGUGGGCGGGACCGUCAUCGGCAGCGCUCGCUGUAAGGAGUUCCGCAGCCACGAGGGUCGCCUGAAGGCCGCGCUCAACCUGGUGAAGCAGGGCAUCACCAACCUGUGUGUGAUCGGAGGAGAUGGCAGUCUGACGGGAGCCAACCUCUUCAAGGAGGAAUGGAGCGGGCUGCUGGCCGAGCUGGUGGAGCAAGGCUCCAUCGAGGCCGACGCCGUCUCAAAGUACUCGGCCCUUCACAUCGUGGGGAUGGUCGGCUCCAUUGACAACGACUUCUGUGGGACCGACAUGACGAUCGGCACCGACUCCGCUCUGCACAGAAUCAUCGAAGUGGUGGACGCAAUUAUGACGACGGCACAGAGUCACCAGAGAACAUUUGUGUUAGAGGUCAUGGGCAGACAUUGUGGCUACCUGGCCUUGGUGAGCGCCCUGGCUUGUGGAGCAGACUGGGUGUUGAUCCCUGAGAUGCCCCCGGAGGACGGCUGGGAGGACAAGAUGUGUCGAAAACUGUCUGCGACCCGUUCCAGGGGCACAAGGCUGAACAUAAUCAUAGUGGCAGAGGGAGCCAUUGACAGGCACGGGACGCCUAUAACCUCUGGUAUAGUCAAGGAUAACCGAGCAGGGAUGAAAAGGCUGAAUAUCAUAAUUGUAGCCGAAGGGGCGAUUGACGGUAGCAACAGGCCCAUUACUACUGACUACAUCAAGGAUCUCGUCGUCAAACGCUUGGGCUUCGACACGCGAGUGACGAUCCUGGGCCACGUGCAGAGAGGAGGGACCCCCUCGGCUUUCGACCGCGUCCUGGCCAGUCGGAUGGGUGUGGAGGCGGUCCUUGCACUUCUGGAGACCACAGCUAACACGCCAGCCUGUGUGGUCUCUCUGUGUGGUAACCAAUUGGUGCGCCUGCCUUUGAUGGAGUGUGUACAGAUGACUCAAGAGGUCCAGAGGGCCAUGGACGGGAAGCGGUUUGAGGAGGCGGUGAAGCUGCGGGGCAGGAGUUUUGAAAACAACCUGAAGACGUACAAACUGCUGGCUCACCGCAAACCAGAAUCCGAACUGCCAACUAGCAACUUCAACGUGGCGGUGUUGAAUGUCGGCGCCCCUGCGGCGGGCAUGAAUGCCGCCGUGCGUUCAGCCGUCAGGGUGGGCAUCUCCGAGGGGCACAAGAUGUUCGCCGUCAGCGACGGAUUCGAGGGGUUCUACAAAGGACAGAUUAGGGAGGUCAAGUGGGCCGAUGUCGGAGGAUGGACCGGACAAGGUGGAUCUCUGUUGGGAACCAAAAGAACACUUCCUGCGAAGCAUGUUGAUAAGAUUGCCGAGCAGAUGCGAGAGCACAAGAUCAACGCUCUGCUGAUUGUUGGUGGAUUUGAGGCCUUUGAGAGUCUGCUGCAGCUGUGCGAGGCGCGCGCGACCCACGAGGAGUUUUGCAUCCCGAUGUGUAUGCUGCCCGCCACCAUAAGUAACAAUGUGCCGGGCACAGAUCUAACUAUCGGGGCGGACACGGCCCUCAAUGCCAUCGUGGAGACUUGCGACCGCAUCAAGCAGUCGGCCAGCGGGACCAAGAGGCGUGUGUUCAUCAUCGAGACCAUGGGGGGCUACUGCGGCUACCUGGCCAGCGUGGGAGGUCUGGCGGCCGGAGCCGACGCCGCCUACAUCUUCGAGGAGCCGUUUGACAUCAAAGACCUGCAGGCCAACGUCGAGCAUUUGACUCAGAAAAUGAAGACCGGCAUUCAAAGAGGACUCGUCCUCAGGAAUGAGAACUGUAACGAAAACUACACCACAGACUUUAUCUACCAGCUGUACUCUGAAGAAGGGAGGGGCGUGUUCGACUCCAGGAAGAACGUGCUGGGACACAUGCAGCAGGGAGGAGCGCCGUCUCCCUUCGACCGCAACUUCGGGACCAAGAUCUCCGCCAAGGCGAUGCAGUGGGUCACCAAGAAGCUGCUGGAGACCUUCAGACACGAUCCCCUCCGGCAGCCGCGGCUCUAUUCACUGAUCUUGUUCUUACUUAUGGCGUUGACAUUGAGCAUUUGAACGUCUUCCCACAGAAUCCUCUUCUGUCAGACCACAACCUCAUAACUUUUGAAUUUAUACUACCGGAGUGUACUCCGUUAGUCAAAAGUUUUUACACUAGAUGUCUAACUGAUAGUGCUGUAGCUAAAUUUAAAGAAGCGAUUCCUUCUGUAUUUGAUUCGAUACCACGUCUCAAUAUAACAGAGGACUCCUGGUCUAACUUUAGUCCGUCCCAGAUUGAUCAUCUUGUUGACAGUGCCAUAGGCUCUCUGAGAAUGACACUGGACUCGAUAGCCCCUCUGAAGAAGAAGACAGUGAGGAAGAGGAGGUUUGCUCCCUGGUAUAACCCUCAGACCCGCAAACUGAAGCAAAUGUCACGAAAGCUUGAACGCUUAUGGCGUUCAACUAAUCUCGAAGAAUCCCGCUUAGUUUGGCGAGAUAGUCUUAAAACAUAUAAGAAGGCCCUCCGUAAUGCCAGAGCAGCCUAUUACUCAUCAAUAAUAGAAAAAAAUAAACACAACCCCAGGUUUCUCUUCAGCACUGUAGCCAGGCUGACAGAGAGUCACAGCUCUGUGGAGCCGAGCAUUCCUAUAAACCUUAGUGGUAAUGACUUUAUGAACUUCUUUAAUGAAAAGAUUUUAACUAUUAGGGACAAGAUUAAUAAUCUCUUGCCCAUAACCAGUGCCAAUCUGUCCUCAAGUGGAAUGGCCUUGAAACCGCUGUAUGCCCUGGUGUAUAUUUGGAGUCAUUUUCUCCUAUCAACCGUGUCCAAUUAUUUUCAACGGUUUCUACUUCGAACACGUCUACCUGUCUCUUGGACCCCAUCCCGACGAGGCUGCUUAAAGUCGUUUUGCCUUUAAUUGGCGGCUCUCUAUUAGAUAUUAUCAAUGUGUCUCUGCUAACAGGCCACGUACCACACUCCUUCAAGGUGGCUGUUAUUAAACCUCUCCUGAAGAAGCCCACUCUGGAUCCAGAGGUAUUGGCUAACUACAGACCGAUCUCUAACCUCCUCUUCCUCUCCAAGAUCCUUGAGAAAGUGGUCGCAAAUCAGUUGUGCGACUUUCUACAUCAUAAUAGUUUAUUUGAGAAAUUUCAAUCAGGAUUUAGAAAACACCACAGCACCGAGACGGCACUGGUGAAAAUUACAAAUGACCUCUUAAUGGCAGCAGAUAAAGGACUCCUCUCUGUCCUGGUCUUGUUAGACCUUAGUGCUGCAUUCGACACCAUUGACCAUGACAUCCUGUUACAGAGACUGGAGCAGUCGAUUGGCAUUUCAGGCACGGCACUAAUUUGGUUUAAAUCCUAUUUAUCAGAUCGAUCUCAGUUUGUAUUUGUAAACGAUGACGCCUCGAUAACCACCAACGUUAAUCACGGAGUUCCACAAGGUUCUGUGCUUGGACCAAUUUUAUUUACCUUAUACAUGCUUCCUUUGGGCAAUAUUAUCAGGAAACACUCCAUAAACUUUCAUUGUUAUGCAGAUGACACUCAACUAUAUUUAUCGAUAAAACCAGAGGAGAGCAACCAACUCUGUAAAAUUCAAGCAUGUCUUAAAGACAUAAAAACAUGGAUGACCUGCAACUUCUUGAUGUUAAACUCAGACAAAACCGAAGUAAUUUUAAUCGGCCCUGAGCACCUCAGAGAUCA